Molecule: messenger RNA, 4241 nt
Organism: Mandrillus leucophaeus (drill)
Lineage: Eukaryota; Metazoa; Chordata; Mammalia; Primates; Cercopithecidae
Gene: DNMT3A
Product: DNA (cytosine-5-)-methyltransferase 3 alpha
Exons: 22
Coding region: 190-2919 (909 amino acids)
Biological process (GO): negative regulation of DNA-templated transcription
Cellular component (GO): cytoplasm; nucleus
Molecular function (GO): DNA (cytosine-5-)-methyltransferase activity
Source: RefSeq, a predicted model, not a curated record
CAGGUGGAGCCAUCGAAGCCCUCACCCACAGGCUGACAGAGGCACCGUUCACCAGAGGGCUCAACACCAGGAUCUAUGUUUAAGUUUUAACUCUCGCCUCCAAAGACCACGAUAAUUCCUUCCCCAAAGCCCAGCAGCCCCCCAGCCCCACGCAGCCCCAGCCUGCCUCCCAGCGCCCAGCCGCCCGCCAUGCCCUCCAGCGGCCCCGGGGACACCAGCAGCUCUGCUGCAGAGCGGGAGGAGGACCGAAAGGACGGAGAGGAGCAGGAGGAGCCGCGUGGCAAGGAGGAGCGCCAAGAGCCCAGCACCACGGCACGGAAGGUGGGGAGGCCUGGGAGGAAGCGCAAGCACCCCCCGGUGGAAAGCAGUGACACGCCAAAGGACCCUGCGGUGACCUCCAAGUCCCCAUCCAUGGCCCAGGACUCAGGCUCCUCAGAGCUGUUACCCAAUGGGGACUUGGAGAAGCGGAGUGAGCCCCAGCCAGAGGAGGGGAGCCCUGCUGGGGGGCAGAAGGGCGGGACCCCAGCAGAGGGAGAGGGUGCAGCUGAGACCCCGCCUGAAGCCUCAAGAGCAGUGGAAAAUGGCUGCUGCACCCCCAAGGAGGGCCGAGGAGCACCUGCAGAAGCGGGCAAAGAACAGAAGGAGACCAACAUCGAAUCCAUGAAAAUGGAGGGCUCCCGGGGCCGGCUGCGGGGUGGCUUGGGCUGGGAGUCCAGCCUCCGUCAGCGGCCCAUGCCGAGGCACACCUUCCAGGCGGGGGACCCCUACUACAUCAGCAAGCGCAAGCGGGACGAGUGGCUGGCACGCUGGAAAAGGGAGGCUGAGAAGAAAGCCAAGGUCAUUGCAGGAAUGAAUGCUGUGGAAGAAAACCAGGGGCCCGGGGAGUCUCAGAAGGUGGAGGAGGCCAGCCCUCCUGCUGUGCAGCAGCCCACUGACCCCGCAUCCCCCACUGUGGCUACCACACCUGAGCCUGUGGGGGCCGAUGCUGGGGACAAGAAUGCCACCAAAGCAGGCGAUGAUGAGCCAGAGUACGAGGACGGCCGGGGCUUUGGCAUUGGGGAGCUGGUGUGGGGGAAACUGCGGGGCUUCUCCUGGUGGCCAGGCCGCAUUGUGUCUUGGUGGAUGACGGGCCGGAGCCGAGCAGCUGAAGGCACCCGCUGGGUCAUGUGGUUCGGAGACGGCAAAUUCUCAGUGGUGUGUGUUGAGAAGCUGAUGCCGCUGAGCUCGUUUUGCAGUGCGUUCCACCAGGCCACGUACAACAAGCAGCCCAUGUACCGCAAAGCCAUCUACGAGGUCCUGCAGGUGGCCAGCAGCCGUGCAGGGAAGCUGUUCCCGGUGUGCCAUGACAGCGACGAGAGUGACACUGCCAAGGCCGUGGAGGUGCAGAACAAACCCAUGAUUGAAUGGGCGCUGGGGGGCUUCCAGCCCUCUGGCCCCAAGGGCCUGGAGCCACCAGAAGAAGAGAAGAAUCCCUACAAAGAAGUGUACACAGACAUGUGGGUGGAACCUGAGGCAGCUGCCUAUGCACCACCUCCACCAGCCAAAAAGCCCCGGAAGAGCACAACGGAGAAACCCAAGGUCAAGGAGAUUAUUGAUGAGCGCACAAGAGAGCGGCUGGUGUAUGAGGUGCGGCAGAAGUGCCGGAACAUUGAGGACAUCUGCAUCUCCUGUGGGAGCCUCAACGUCACCCUGGAACACCCCCUCUUCGUUGGAGGAAUGUGCCAAAACUGCAAGAACUGCUUUCUGGAGUGUGCGUAUCAGUACGACGACGACGGCUACCAGUCCUACUGCACCAUCUGCUGCGGGGGCCGCGAGGUGCUCAUGUGCGGAAACAACAACUGCUGCAGGUGCUUUUGCGUGGAGUGUGUAGACCUCUUGGUGGGGCCGGGGGCUGCCCAGGCGGCCAUUAAGGAAGACCCCUGGAACUGCUACAUGUGCGGGCACAAGGGUACCUAUGGGCUGCUGCGGCGGCGAGAGGACUGGCCCUCCCGGCUCCAGAUGUUCUUCGCUAAUAACCACGACCAGGAAUUUGACCCUCCAAAGGUUUACCCACCUGUCCCAGCUGAGAAGAGGAAGCCCAUCCGGGUGCUGUCUCUCUUUGAUGGAAUUGCUACAGGGCUCCUGGUGCUGAAGGACUUGGGCAUUCAGGUGGACCGCUACAUUGCCUCGGAGGUGUGUGAGGACUCCAUCACGGUGGGCAUGGUGCGGCACCAGGGGAAGAUCAUGUACGUCGGGGACGUCCGCAGCGUCACACAGAAGCAUAUCCAGGAGUGGGGCCCAUUCGAUCUGGUGAUUGGGGGCAGUCCCUGCAAUGACCUCUCCAUCGUCAACCCUGCUCGCAAGGGCCUUUACGAGGGCACUGGCCGGCUCUUCUUUGAGUUCUACCGCCUCCUGCAUGAUGCGCGGCCCAAGGAGGGAGAUGAUCGCCCCUUCUUCUGGCUCUUUGAGAAUGUGGUGGCCAUGGGCGUUAGUGACAAGAGGGACAUCUCACGAUUUCUCGAGUCCAACCCUGUGAUGAUUGAUGCCAAAGAAGUGUCAGCUGCACACAGGGCCCGCUACUUCUGGGGUAACCUUCCCGGUAUGAACAGGCCGUUGGCAUCCACUGUGAAUGAUAAGCUGGAGCUGCAGGAGUGUCUGGAGCAUGGCAGGAUAGCCAAGUUCAGCAAAGUGAGGACCAUUACUACGAGGUCAAACUCCAUAAAGCAGGGCAAAGACCAGCAUUUCCCCGUCUUCAUGAAUGAGAAAGAGGACAUCUUAUGGUGCACUGAAAUGGAAAGGGUAUUUGGUUUCCCUGUCCACUAUACUGACGUCUCCAACAUGAGCCGCUUGGCGAGGCAGAGACUGCUGGGCCGGUCGUGGAGCGUGCCAGUCAUCCGCCACCUCUUCGCUCCGCUGAAGGAGUAUUUUGCGUGUGUGUAAGGGACAUGGGGGCAAACUGAGGUAGCGACACAAAGUUAAACAAACAAACAAAAAAACACAAAACAUAAUAAAACACCGAGAACGUGAGGAUGGAGAGAAGUAUCAGCACCCAGAAGAGAAAAAGGAAUUUAAAACAAAAACCACAGAGGCGGAAGUACCGGAGGGCUUUGCCUUGCGAAAAGGGUUGGACAUCAUCUCCUGAUUUUUCAAUGUUAUUCUUCAGUCCUAUUUAAAAACAAAACCAAGCUCCCUCCCCUUCCUCCCCCUCCCCUUUUUUUUUCGAUCAGACCUUUUGUUUUCUACUCUUUUCAGAGGGAUUUUCUGUUUGUUUGGGUUUUGUUUCUUGCUGUGACUGAAACAAGAAGGUUAUUGCAGCAAAAAUCAGUAACGAAAAAUAGUAACAAUACCUUGCAGAGGAAAGGUGGGAGAGAGGAAAAAAGGAAAUUCUAUAGAAAUCUAUAUAUUGGGGUUUGUUUUUGUUUUUUUUUUUGUUUUGUUUUUUUGUUUUGUUUUUUUUUUUUGUUUUUUUUUUUUACUAUAUAUCUUUUUUUUUGUUGUCUCUAGCCUGAUCAGAUAGGAGCACAAGCAGGGGACGGAAAGAGAGAGACACUCAGGCGGCAGCAUUCCCUCCCAGCCACUGAGCUGUCGUGCCAGCACCAUUCCUGGUCACGCAAAACAGAACCCAGUUAGCAGCAGGGAGAUGAGAACACCACACAAGACACUUUUCUAUAGUAUUUCAGGUGCCUACCACACAGGAAACCUUGAAGAAAAUCAGUUUCUAGAAGCCGCUGUUACCUCUUGUUUACAGUUUAUAUAUAUAUGAUAGAUAUGAGAUAUAUAUAUAAAAGGUACUGUUAACUACUGUACAACCUGACUUCAUAAUGGUGCUUUCAAACAGCGAGAUGAGUAAAAACAUCAGCUUCCACGUUGCCUUCUGCGCAAAGGGUUUCACCAAGGAUGGAGAAAGGGAGACAGCUUGCAGAUGGCGCGUUCUCACAGUGGGCUCUUCCCCUUGGUUUGUAACGGAGUGAAGGAGGAGAACUUGGGAGCCAGGUUCUCCCUGCCAAAAAGGGGGCUAGAUGAGGUGGUCGGGCCCGUGGACAGCUGAGAGUGGGAUUCAUCCAGACUCAUGCAAUAACCUUUCGAUUUUUUUCUAAAAGGAGACUCCCUCGGCAAGAUGGCAGGGUACGGAGUCUUCAGGCCCAAUUUCUCACUUUAGCCGAUUUGAGGGCUCCUUGUGGUGGGAUCAGAACUAAUCCAGAGUGUGGGAAAGUGACAGUCAAAACCCCACCUGGAGCAAAUAAAAAAACAUACAAAACGUA